Molecule: messenger RNA, 855 nt
Organism: Pseudoliparis swirei
Lineage: Eukaryota; Metazoa; Chordata; Actinopteri; Perciformes; Liparidae
Product: chromosome alignment-maintaining phosphoprotein 1-like
Exons: 4
Coding region: 1-855 (284 amino acids)
Biological process (GO): attachment of mitotic spindle microtubules to kinetochore
Source: RefSeq, a predicted model, not a curated record
AUGUCCGCCCUCGCCCCCCCGCCCCCCGGCGAGGCGGCGGCCCACCUGCAGUGCCCCCUGUGCGGCUACUUCUCCAAGAGCCACGCCCACCAGCUGACCCACGUGGCGGCGGCCCACCCCGCCCGCCUGGACGGCGUGGCGGUCGGUCGCCUCGGCAACCUGCUGAUGUACCAGAGCACCGCCCGCCUCUUCCACUGCAGGGACUGCUUCUUCACCAGCAGGGACUUCAGCAAGGUCCUCAAACACAUCAUCUCCAGGGAGGGGGAGGAGCCGGCUGCCGCGAGGAGGCGUGGCCAGGCGGCCGUGGAGGCGGUGCUCCUGCUGGACGCCGCGGGGUACCGCUGCCUGCUGUGCGGCUGGAGGAGCCGGCUGAAGGCGGCGGGCGUGGCCCACGCCGUGAGGAAGCACGACAUCCCCAAAGCCUACGCCGCCAUGGCGGUCCGCGGGGACGCCGCCCCCCCGCCGGAGGACGAGGAGGCGGGGGGGGCGGGGCUUAGCGCCGAGCAGCUGAAGGAGGAGAUGGAGGCCACGGCCCGCGUGGUGCGCCUCGCCGCCGGCCGCUUCGUGUGCCUCCUCUGCGGCUGGAAGACCAAACUCAAAGGCUUCGCCAUCAGCCACGUGGUGCGGCGCCACGACGUGCCGCGGCCGUACGGCUGCCGCCGCUGCGCCCGCCGCUUCUUCCUGCCGAGCCGGCUGCAGCAGCACGUCACGGCGGCGCACCGACCCGGCCGCUACGCCUGCCCCUUCUGCCGCUUCCGCUCGCACGCCAUGGGCGGCUUCCGGAGGCACUGCAGCCGCUGCAACGCCUGGGGCUGGGCUUUUAUUGUGAAGGGAAACACUUCCUCAGAGGCAUGA